CCUGGCUCCCUUCAGUAUGCCAGCUAAACUGUUACUGCAAGAUCUUUGUCGACAGAAUUUGAAGUGGGAUGAAGUUAUUCCCCAUUCUCUUUCUAGGAAGUGGCUUGAUUGGCUGGAGGAUCUCCAGCUGAUAUCCAGCUUUAAAGUAGACCGUUGCAUCAAACCAAGCUGCAUUAGAAAACCAGACAAAGCACAACUUCAUCAUUUCUCUGACGCAAGUCAAGAUGGCUAUGGAACAGUGUCAUAUUUAAAACUGGAAAACAAUAACAUUUCACAUGUUGCUUUUAUUCUAGGAAAAGCAAGAGUUGCUCCUAUGAAGCAAACAACAAUCCCCAGGUUGGAACUGACAGCUGCUGUUCUUGCUGUCCGAGUGAAUAAACUGUUGCAAAAGGAGCUGCAAAUACAGUUGGAAAAACCUGUUUUCUGGACUGAUAGUACAACGGUACUAAAAUACAUCUCCAGUGAAACCAGAAGAUUUCACACAUUUGUUGCAAACAGAAUCUCUGUCAUCCGAGAAGCAACAGACGUGAAUCAGUGGAGAUAUGUUUCCUCCAAGGAGAAUCCUGCAGAUGAUGCAUCCAGAGGUAUGAGAGCUGAGGAGUUCCUCAAAUGCAGGAGGUGGAUACAUGGGCCUGAAUUUCUCCACAGAUCAGAAGAGGAAUGGCCUAAACUGGAUGUGGAUCACCAUGCAAUUUCUGCAGAUGAUCCAGAGGUCAAAAGGGACCUAACAGUGAGUGUUAUUGUGAAUGAAUCACAAAAUGCUACAAACUAUCUGAUUCAUUAUUUUUCAUCUUGGACAAAGCUUAAAACCUCUGUUGCCUGGUUUUUAAAGCUGAAGAACAUCUUGAUGUUGUUGCAACAGAAAAGGAAAAAGUUUGCUGCUGCAGAUCUGAAUAACAAUAAUCCAGGAAAUCAAAAGAAAGAAUUGGAAAAGCAGAUGGAAAGGUUCAAGACCACUCUGAAGAAAGAAAAUCUGACUCCUGAAGACUUGGCCAAGGCAGAACUAUCUAUUGUUCGGUUUGCACAACAGCAGAAAUUUACAACUGAAAUUGCUUUAAUCAACAGUGGGCUUAAAGCAGUAUCCAUGAGAAGUUCUCUAUACAAACUUGACCCAGUAUUGGAUGCUGGGGUCCUCAGAGUGGGUGGCAGGUUGAGUAAAACAGCCAUGCCUGUUGAAGCAAAGCAUCCUGUAAUUUUGACAAAGGAUAUGUAUGUAUCUAUCCUGAUUUUACGCCAUAUUCAUCAACAGUUGGGACAUGCAGGAAGAGCUCAUAUGCUGUCAAGAUUACAACAAAAAUACUGGAUAAUAAAUGCUAAUUCAGCUGCCCGAAAAAUCAUCUCUCAUUGUGUUGUUUGCAAACGUAACAGAGGAAAGUUUGUUGAACAAAAGAUGGCAGAUCUGCCAGAAGAAAGAGUUCUGCCAGCCACCGCUCCUUUCACAAAUGUUGGAGUGGAUUACUUUGGUCCUGUAAGUGUUAAAAGAGGACGAAGUCUCCUGAAAAGGUUUAUCUGUAGAAGAGGCCCAGUUUCAACCAUCAGGACGGAAUCAAAUGGAACUUUAACAUCCCAGCAGCCUCUCACCAAGGUGGAGUUUGGGAGCGUCUGAUUCGUUCCAUAAGAAGUAUUUUAGUCUCAGUUCUUAAAGAACAAGUUUUGGAUGAUGAAGGGCUUCAAACAGUCUUUUGUGAAGUUGAAGCUAUAUUAAACGACAGACCCAUUACUAAAGUUUCAGAUGACUCAAAUGAUCUUGAGGCACUCACCCCCAAUCACUUGUUGUUGAUGAAAAACAAACCAGUUUUGCCACCAGGAUUGUUCAAUCAAAAGGAUCUUUAUGUCAGGAAAAGGUGGAAACAGACUCUACAGCUCCAAGAGGAUCAUGGAUGAUGGCCAAAGUUUUGACUGUAAACCAGGACGGACAGGGCUUGGUGCGUUCCGUGCAGUUGCAAACCAAGACCAGUUUGUUGGAAAGACCUGUGACCAAACUUCUGUUGCUACUGGAAGCAUCACCCUGAGGAAUUGAGGACAUGUUUGAAGGAAUAGCUCCUUUUCCUUUUAAAGUAAUUGUGACAGUAUUCACAAUUAGGGGCCGGGGUGUUGGAGCUAUUUAUUCUUGAUUUCUUUAUUCAUUUGAAUUUUUGUUAGAUAGUUCUUAAAUGUAUAUUUUUUGUAUUAUUUACAGUAUUUAUUUGCAGGUUAAUAAUUGUGGAUUUUGUUUAAUUUUUUGUUUUAUUAUUUAUUUAUUUAUUUAUUUUAUUUUUUCUUCUUAUUCAUUCUUUGAGUUAGACAGGAAGUCAUGUGGGUUAGUCCACUUUUCUAUAAGUAUAGGGGCCUGGUAAAGGACCAGCAAGGCAUUUGGGUUUGGGGCCUAUGGUUUUUACCAGAGCAAGAGAGCAGAGUGUGAUUGACAGAAUGAGAACAAAGGAAAGUUUGAAGUCUGUAAUUGUGGCUGAAAGGAAACACAAAUAAACCUUUCUGAACAAUCAA
Molecule: messenger RNA, 2484 nt
Organism: Fundulus heteroclitus (mummichog)
Lineage: Eukaryota; Metazoa; Chordata; Actinopteri; Cyprinodontiformes; Fundulidae
Exons: 3
Coding region: 17-1606 (529 amino acids)
Source: RefSeq, a predicted model, not a curated record